AUGGCACCUAUGUUCAACGCAAUCGAGAACGGUAGAGCAUCGGAGCUCGACACCGAAUAUGACAGCAGCGCGUCUCGCGUGUUUCUGACGGGCGCACCCAGGAAGCAGGUGGGAAGACUAUUCGACCAAGCAAAAAGAAUCGACAGCACGCAAUGGGACCACGGCCUUGGCUUACCCGCGCCGGAUGCCUGCUCCCAAGAACGUGCCAGCUCGGAGUCGCGGAUUGAUUGGCAGAGUGGCGGAAGCUCUCUGCGUGGCGGCAAGGCGAAAGCAUCGUACAAGCAGAUCAGCAGCCUGUCAAGCAACGCCAGUGAGGGCGAUCAGGAGGCGAACGACAGCGACAUGGAUGUGCAGGACCCUCACACGCCAGACGAUAUCGCCAACGACGAUAAGACUAGUACCAAGACGCGGAUGGCGACACCGAUCAGCAUCAGCCAACUCCCACGACCGUAG
Messenger RNA from Zymoseptoria tritici IPO323, 453 nucleotides. RefSeq lists its product as uncharacterized. Bases 1 to 453 code for a protein of 150 amino acids. The record is from RefSeq and is a predicted model, not a curated record. NCBI's taxonomy places the organism in Eukaryota, Fungi, Ascomycota, Dothideomycetes, Mycosphaerellales, Mycosphaerellaceae. The transcript is spliced from 3 exons.